GUUUCGGUUUUAUUUCAUCUCCCGGAUUAUAUGCUUUGGAGGCUUCACUUUAUGAAUCUUGUUUCAGAUAAUUAUUCAAAGUUUUGAUAAAACAAUGACAUUUGAUAAUUUAUUUUGCUUUUUCUUGAAAAAGAUAAAUGUGUGCUUUUCUUUUGGCUGUAAAAUCCAUGAAUUUGAGUCAUUUCCCGGGUUGUUAUGUAUUCAAAUAUCAUUCAUUUGUUUUAGCUUCAACUGUUCAAGAAUUUGUCCCAGAAUCUUGAACUGUGUAUAUUAAAUCAUAUAAGAAUACUUUCAUAAUUUGAGCAAUUACCUCAGAUUUGACAGACUGGGAGCCUAAUCAAAUAUCAUACAUUUUUAGAGCUUUUAUAUUUGAGAAAGUGAUUUUCUUGAUGAUCUGUGUAGAAUACUUGCAGAAUUUGAUAAUUUAGUCCAGAAUUUACACAGAGAGGGUCUUAAUGGAUAGCAUUUCGAAUUCCGAGGAGAAUUCUGAUAUGGGAUAUCAGCCGUCAGCUUCUUCUCUGGAUCAGAUUGAUCAAUCACCAACAGAUACUACCAGUUACUCAAUUAUUAGUGGGGAAUCUUUUGCGUACUGCCGAACGAGUUCUGUGACCUCUGCGUUUUCUGAGCAAACGGAUGAAAACAGCUGUUCCGAGGCAGCCUCUCCUAAUUUCUGGCCGGGCAUGAAAACUCCAACACGUGCAGCCCUUUCGAGAUUAGGAAUGAAGCAGCACAGGUAUCCUUUCGAUGAAAAGCAGCGAGACGAGGACACAAUGGAGUUAGAGCUGGAACUGAUGAAGGAGAGAUUUUCAAAGCUUUUGCUGGGGGAGGACAUGUCAGGAAGUGGAAAAGGGGUUUGCACUGCAGUGACAAUCUCCAAUGCCAUAACAAAUCUCUAUGCUUCAGUAUUUGGUCAGCAUCAGAAGUUAGAGCCUUUGCGUCCAGAUAAGAAAUUGAUGUGGAAAAGAGAAAUGAAUUGCCUUUUAUCAGUCUGCGAUUACAUUGUAGAAUUAGCCCCUGCAUUGCAGACUUUAAAAGAUGGGAAUACUUUAGAGGUGAUGACAAGCAGACCAAGAUCAGAUAUUUACAUCAACCUUCCUGCGUUGAGAAAACUAGACGCAAUGCUCCUGGAUAUACUGGACAGCUUCGAGGAGACAGAGUUUUGGUAUGCAGAUCCGGGAAGCAUAUCGGGAAAUUCAACGCGUUCUGGAUCAUUCAGGAGGAUACUUCAGCCUCAGCCUCAACGAGCAGAUGAAAAAUGGUGGUUGCCGGUUCCUUGCGUUCCUUCUACUGGUCUAUCUGAGAAAUCAAUUAAACAUUUGUUACAAAAGCGUGAUUGUGCCUACCAAAUUCACAAAGCCUCACUGUCCAUCAAUAAUAGCAUUCUUGCUGAAAUGGAGAUACCAGAAUCAUACAUUGCAACUCUGCCUAAGAGUGGAAAAGCAAGUGUAGGAGAUACCAUUUACCGCUACAUGUAUACCACAGAAAAAUUUUCUCCGGGUUGUCUUCUUGAUUCUCUCGAUAUAGGCUCUGAGCAUGAGGCACUUGAGUUUGCAGACAAGGUUGAAGCUUCAAUGCAUACAUGGAGACGUAAAUGCGGGACUCACUCUAAAUCAUCAUGGGGCGUGGUUAAGGACUUAGUGUCUGAGAUUGAUCGAAAUGAUAAGAAUAAUGUCUUAGCCGCAAGAGCCGAGACCUUGUUGUUCUGCCUGAAGCAAAGAUAUCCAGAACUCUCACAAACGACAUUGGAUACAAGCAAGAUCCAAUACAAUAAGGAUGUAGGACAAGCAAUCCUAGAGAGCUAUUCUAGAGUGUUGGAAGGUUUGGCAUUCAACAUUGUUGCUUGGAUUGGGGAUGUACUUUUUGUACAUAAAACCAUGAAAAAACGAGAUUAGUAUAAACAACAGCAAAGAAAUCGGCAGCUAGUUGUGGUUAGGGGUGAAAUCUCACUCGAACAUUCUGGCUGGUAUAUGCUGCAACUUACAGAAUUCAACAUAUGAUGUACAGAAUUCUGUACCUAGGAUUUUAUGAUGACAAUUGACUGAUUUUGUUCCUCCUGAGUUUAAAUAGUAUUAGUGAAAACCUUUGGUCGUUAAAUGUCUCCUAUUUGAUCUGAUGUCCGGUGUUUUCGGCUUAAUUUCCUGUCUUAAAACAUCUUGGCAUGUUAUUACAGAACAGUAAUGAAUAGGACAACAAUGUGAUUUAUCAUUUUUGGUUCCUAUUCUAGAUUACAAUGACAAA
Molecule: messenger RNA, 2238 nt
Organism: Olea europaea var. sylvestris
Lineage: Eukaryota; Viridiplantae; Streptophyta; Magnoliopsida; Lamiales; Oleaceae
Product: rop guanine nucleotide exchange factor 3-like
Exons: 7
Coding region: 456-1892 (478 amino acids)
Molecular function (GO): guanyl-nucleotide exchange factor activity
Source: RefSeq, a predicted model, not a curated record